AAAAUGUAGCUGCAUCUAGCUAAAGCGCUUAGUUAGUUUAACUUUAAGUGCGACGAUGACAGUUGCGGUUUCGAUCGGCUUAUUGGUGUUCCAGUGGUUGGGCCAGGGCGAAGGGUUAAUUCCCAGUGAACCUUACCCGGCUGGCUGGCCACUCCGUCAAUAUCCCACGAUGCUUCAUAGGGCUAUUGUGGACGGGGUGACCAAUAAUGAUCUGCCUGAAGGUCUGAUGAUCGCCCAUGACCCUGUGCGCUUAGCCUUUGGUGCUCUACUGGCCAGUUCCAAUGGCCCCACGGCGGAUGAGGUACGGGAAGCCAUGACUAUGCCCUCCCAAUCUACGGAUCCCAAUCAAUUAGCCUAUACAGAUCCCCGGAAUCUGAAACCAGUCUCGGAUAAGUUCAACGAGUUCAGUUACAUAGGCGUCUAUAUACCACCUCAACUGAAGAUAAGGCCGGAAUAUGAGGAGAAGAUUCGCGACAUGGACGUGGAUCUGGUGCCCUCUUUUGACAAUGGCACGAUGGAAAGACUCUCGGAUAAGUUAACGGCUAUCAGUAAGAAGCUGACGGACUCCCCUUCUUCGGAUGAUAUACCCUUUAGGCUGCGUCUGCAGCCUGAGGUCUUCAUUGUGACAGCAGCUUCCUUUAAGGCCGUGUGGGCGGAUGCAGAUUUCCACAUCGAGAACCGGCGGAUGAGGGAGUUCAAUGUGGACGAGCGACGACGAACCUAUGUGGACACACUCUACAGCCUGGCAAAGAGGCGCCAGGUGGCCCAUCUUCAUGGUCUGAGGGCCACCAUGCUGCUGCUCCCACUGAAGGAUAGUCGGGUCCAGUUCAUGGUCCUCCUGCCGGAUCUUAUCAACGGAUUACGACAGCUCGAAAAGGAACUGGAAUUCGUGGAUCUGCGGGGCUUGCUCGGCGUGAAGAUGGAUACCAACCGGUACGAUAUUCGUCUGCCUGUGAUGAAGAUCGUCACCAAUCUGGAGCUGGCCGACAAUCUGGGCUUACUCGGCAUUCGCCAGGCUUUCAACCCCAAAAAUGCCGAUCUCAGCCGUAUAACAGGGCAAAAAGAGCGACUUUGGGUGCGCCGAUUCCCACAUUUGACCUACUUCACACUGAACGAGCACGGCAUUAAUGUUCGGAGAAAUAAAAGUAUGGCAAAAAGCCGAGUGAUACAUAAUGGUGAGACACGGAACCACUUCUACGCUUCACAUCCAUUCUUUUUCGCUCUGCUGGACGAGCAUAAGAUCUAUGCUACGGGUCGAUAUGGCCAACUAGCGGUUGAUCCAGAUGAUAUGUAAAUAUAAUAUGGUCCUGAUGCCAUUACCCUUACCAUA
Drosophila suzukii is the source of this 1330-nucleotide messenger RNA. RefSeq names its product serpin B10-like. Lineage: Eukaryota; Metazoa; Arthropoda; Insecta; Diptera; Drosophilidae. The record is from RefSeq and is a predicted model, not a curated record. Gene Ontology annotation, molecular function: serine-type endopeptidase inhibitor activity.